AUGGCAGGAAAAAACACACGUAUGCAGCAGUGGCUGCAAUAUCGCGUAAGAGUAGCCAUAAAGGAUGGACGCAAGUUCGUUGGAACUUUUAUCGCCUUUGAUAAACACAUGAACCUUGUACUGGCUGAUUGCGAGGAAUUCCGUAUCACCAAGGGCAAGGGACCUGAUAAAGAAAAAGUGGAAGUCAAGAGAACGCUUGGGUUUAUAUUACUUCGCGGAGAAAAUAUCGUAUCGUUCACUGCAGAAGCUCCACCAGCAGCACCGAUGGUACCGUAUGCUAUGGGAGGUCCUGGAAAGGCUACCCCGGCGGGUCGUGGAAUACCACUGGGUAUGCCACGACCAGGUCAACCGGGUAUGCCACACCUACCUCCGGGAGGGAUGCCUCUUCAGGCACCGAUGCGUGGCUUGGUUGGCGCUGCACCGUUACAAAUGGCACCGCAACAAACACCUGUCGGGACCAUGCCACCACGGCCCAUGUAA
Molecule: messenger RNA, 480 nt
Organism: Babesia sp. Xinjiang
Lineage: Eukaryota; Apicomplexa; Aconoidasida; Piroplasmida; Babesiidae
Product: Small nuclear ribonucleoprotein-associated protein B'
Exons: 2
Coding region: 1-480 (159 amino acids)
Biological process (GO): mRNA splicing, via spliceosome
Cellular component (GO): U1 snRNP; U4 snRNP; U4/U6 x U5 tri-snRNP complex
Molecular function (GO): RNA binding
Source: RefSeq, a predicted model, not a curated record